This is a messenger RNA of Camelus dromedarius (Arabian camel), 766 nucleotides long. RefSeq names its product apoptosis-associated speck-like protein containing a CARD. The record is from RefSeq and is a predicted model, not a curated record. The transcript is spliced from 3 exons. Gene Ontology annotation, biological process: innate immune response; inflammatory response; regulation of apoptotic process. Lineage: Eukaryota; Metazoa; Chordata; Mammalia; Artiodactyla; Camelidae. Bases 73 to 660 code for a protein of 195 amino acids.
GUCCCGCCCUGGAGCAGACUUCCCGCUCGGCAGACACCCGAGGUGAGAGGCACCAGCGGGGAUCCUGGAGCCAUGGGGUGCACGCGCGAUGCCAUCCUAGAUGCACUGGAGAGCCUGACCGCCGACGAGCUCAAGAAGUUCAAGAUGAAGCUGCUCUCGGUGCCGCUGCGCGACGGCUAUGGGCGCAUCCCGCGGGGAACACUUCUGCCCAUGGAUGCCAUGGACCUCACCGACAAGCUGGUCAGCUACUAUCUGGAGCCAUAUGGCGCCGAGCUUACGGCGCUCGUGCUCCGUGACAUGGGCAUGCAGGAGGUGGCAGAGCAGCUGCAGGAGACCAUGCGCAAGGCCCCCGGAGCAAAGCCAGCUGGGAUCAAGGCCCCUCCCCAGGCAGCAGCCAAGCCAGCACCGCACUUUGUGGACCAGCAUCGGGCGGCCCUCAUCGCACGGGUCACAGACGUGGAUGGGGUGCUGGAUUCCCUGUAUGGGAAGGUCCUGACAGAAGAUCAGUACCAGGCAGUGCGGGCAGAGCACACCAACCCAACCAAGAUGAGGAAGCUCUUCAGCUUUGCUCCAGCCUGGAACACGACCUGCAAGGAUCUACUCCUUCAGAGCCUAAGGGAAACCCAGCCCUACCUGGUGGAUGACCUGGAGCGGAGCUGAGCAUCUUCCCCAGCAGCAGCCCUACAUAUGACCCUUCACUGUUCCAUCCAACUUACCUGGAAUCUAAUUUUUUUUAUAUCUACAAUACAUGAAAAACCAGCUCGUA